Messenger RNA from Porites evermanni, 12272 nucleotides. The record is from the annotation of a GenBank genome assembly. NCBI's taxonomy places the organism in Eukaryota, Metazoa, Cnidaria, Anthozoa, Scleractinia, Poritidae.
AUGCCACAAUCGUUAACUCGAAAGAACGACCUUAUAAUCUGGCUGCACAUGUCUGAUACUCAGCAGAAAAUAUACAAGGACUUCCUCGGUCUUGAACGAGUGAAAGAGGUAUGCUUUUAAACAAUACCAGCACAUUUCCUUUAAAUAUAACUGAUAUUCUUCAAGCGGGAUUUGACACAGCAAGUCAGACUAUAUUUCCUUUCGAGUGAGCGAUUUAACCCUUUUAAACUCCAAGUUGUUAGUCAAUUCAAAUGUCCGGUGUGCGUUUUUUUGCCGGUAAAACGCUCCAAUCACAUCAGUCUCUAACCCUUGACGAUCACUUAAGGCUGGCUGUCACUAGCGACGGUCACUAACGACAACCGGCCUUAACUGACAGCCGACGGAGUCGGAGUCGUAAACGGAGUCGUUAGAGCACUUAUGACCUAAUGGUGUAAAUCGAAAAUCAAAGUUGUAAACGGAGUCAUACGAUUAAAUCGGAGUCGAAAGAAUCAGAACGUUUCCAUUUUCUUCCGACUGCGUUUAUAACCCAUUUGAUUACGAUCUAGUGAGUCGGUAUCCUGUGUACAGCCGCUCCCUCCCUUUGUUGUAGGGGAGGGGGCCUGUACACAGGUUAGGAGUUGGAAGGAGAAGGGGAAAGGUGGAUCAAUACCAAUUGCCGGUCCCCCGCGUUUGGAUUGGUUUUGUUUUUCCUCCACUGCUCCGGCUCCCACCAAAUCCUUUUUAUUUCCUCCCCCCCCCCCCUCCGAAAACAGGUUUUAGCAAUGAUUGUCGUGGUAGUGUGUGUGUGGUGAGGGGAGGGGGGUCCGCCCCGUUUGACAGUUGAGAUAGCCCCCUCACACUAAUUUUUCCUCCGUUCUUUUUUCACUCUCUCAGUUGUUGAUGAGCACCCGUUCACCAUUAGCUGAAUUGAAUGUUUUAAAGAAGAUUUGUGAUCACCCCCGCCUGCUUUCCACUCUUGCCUGUGAGCAGCUGGGAUUGGAUGAAGAGGACAGGUUUGUUACGGCAUUUCAGCCGCUGAAUCGAAAUCCAUCAAUGAAAAAUGAUCAAACUUUUUUUUUAAACCUGUGCGAAACAACUACAGGAACGUAGCUAGAAAUAUUCCAGACGUACGCGCAGUUUUCCAAAUCAGCCAUACACCGUUUCCCAAAUCGUAUUCACUCUGGUGAUUUUGUUUUGAAACAUUAUCUGAAAACAAUGAAAGCGGAGUUACAUUCGCCACUGUAGAAAUGAGGAAGCUGGGCCGAGUUAACGUUCACAAAGACUUCUGGGACUGUUGCUUAGGACAGGGAAAAAAAUUAGCCAAUAGCUGAGCGGCGCGUCCCCAGUAACGUUCCCAGAAACAAUUGCGGGGCGAGUUUCUGCUCCAGUUCCCUUCUUGUUUCUAAAGUGGCGAACGAAUAGGCAGUUACAGUCAGGUCCCUUUAUAGCGGACACCGUACGUACCUCGAGUUAGUAUCCUCAUUAGCGAGAGUCCGUAAUUGCGGGAAUUUAUUUCAGUCAAACGUCUGUAGAUGAUUUUUGCCUGGGAUAUAGCUACUGUCCGUAUUAUCGGGGUGUCCGUUAUAGCGAGGUGUCCGCAAGGAGAGAGUUGACUGUACACCGUUUUUCACCUUUCCCUUAUUUACCGUUAUGUUCCUUUGCCCCUACUUCGACAUUUUGAUAGGUACGCACAUGCGUACUGGCAUACAGACAGACACUUCCCUUAAAUAGCAUCAUUUAACAGUUCUACCAAAGAGGUUUCGUUUGAAUGGUACUUUAAGAAUCAAAAGCUAAAACAUAACUUCGUAGGUGACUGUACGGUUAAAGAGGUCAGAAGUCGCUAGCUCCUAACUCCUAUGAACCGUCUAAGGACCGUCCGAACAAAUGUGUUUGCUAUGUAUAAGAGGGACAAGGGACGGGGUGAGACCCGGAAAUGAAUUCGGGCUGCCACGCAAACUCUAGUCCUCAAUCCCUAGACGUGUGAAAUGUAAGCAAAUGUCGUAAUACCAUUAAGGUUCACGUCAGUGCCCCAAACUCUGCCUGAUCAUUGCUCUUACUCCUAAAAGAAAAGCGUUAAGUUAGUUUGUUUAAUGUUAGUUGAUUCACCGGACAACGAGAAACAAAAUCUAAAGAAAGAAAUCUUUGUCUCCUUCUGCUUUGCAAGUGUUCUUAGAGUAUUUCGUUUUUUUUUUGGUUCAUUUAGGCUCGUUGAACUGGACUCAGCUGCUGACCAAGAUGCACCAUCAUUUGCCACCCAGCCAAAAGGCUUGGGUCCUUCUGACAGGGUUCUCACACAGGAAUCAGGGAAAAUGGUCUUCCUGGUUUCCCUGUUGAAUAAUCUCAAGUCUGAAGGCCACAGGUGUCUGGUGUUCAGUCAGUCGCGAAAGAUGUUGGACAUUAUUCAGCGAGUUAUCACUCAUGGGGUAUGAACGUUAUCCUCUUUGACACCACAGUAAAAUACUACUGCGUACACUUUGUUUAUGAAUAAUCACUCUUCCACACUUCUUUGGCACCUCUAUAGACUGGGAAGUUUAUUUAGAAGAAGAACUUAGAACCACCAUGGAUGGCAUAAUGACCCUCCCAACGUAAAAUGAUAGUUGCUUUUUUGAGAUUUCCUGACAGGAAGUAAUGGUCAGCAGCUUCCAUUUGCGCGUUGUAGGAUUCCACAUACCCGGAGCCACACACGGACUUCAAGCGCGUACCAGGCGCUAACGGCAGGGGAGGUUUGAGAGGGCGAAAACGCAAGAGGGAAAAAGCGACAGAAGCAGUACCUCGCGUUUUCCAUCCUCUUCCGCUCUCCCUCUCGCUCUCCCUAAUCCUAUUAUAUAGACUAAGAGAGCGAGAAAAGCACAAAAACAAGAAAAGUCCUUUUUAGUUGCUUUUACUUGAAGUUAAUGCUUAGGUGUUCACCCACAGCCUCGAACCGUAGUACCAUGAGAGACAGCAGCAACUGACUAGCAUCUCUUGCGUGAAGUUUUCGAUAAAUUUUCCGGCUCACAGAGCUCUUUUAAAACAGACACCAAUUUCCUGCCAUUCUUCAUCAGUUAUUUCAAGCUAGCAGGCUCUCUGUCAGGCGGACACCCCUCUUCACCCUGAAGGGAUACUCAACAAACCUUUAUACUGGAAGACUCCGCCCCGAGGUCCAACCUCUUCCCCUUUCAUGUACCAUGAAAAGGUACCCCAUUUCGUAUACCUUCCAUUGAAAAUCUAUACCCCUUUAACAUACCUACUUAUAAUAAUAAAAGUUCUUUUGUCAUUUUCGUGUACCAUUUUAAUAAAUUAAAAUGUUAUAGCUAUUAGGCGUAUCUUUUCUUAGCGUUUUAAAUAAAAGACCUUUUUGAAUACUUUAAUGAUUUAUUUUGCUACCCUUUCAUAUACUUCAACAUGUGAAUUCCCUACCGUUUGAUAUAUCUGAAGCCUGAAAAAGAUACCCCUUUCAGACAGAGCCUCCCCGUGUUAGACGUUAUUGGUGUACCCCCGGGCUCUACGCCCACUUAGGUCGGGUCCUAACAGUGCCCGCCUUAGGGUCUGUUUACAUGGAGGUGGGGGACCCCAGAUAGGUGAGGUAACAUGUGGCGUGUCACCCUACCUGUCAAGAGAGAUUAUAUGGACGGGCGGGUUACCCCACCUAAGCGGGUUACCUCACCUACCUGGGGUCCCCUACCUCCAUGUAAACAGGCCCUUAGACUGAGUUGUCCGGAACAGUUAACAUAUGUCUUAGAACAACGAAUUAUUUUUCUUGUUAGGGUCACAAAGUUCUUCGUAUCGACGGGACAGUUUCAAAGACUGCAGAGCGUCAGCAUUUGAUCAACACAUUUCAAACUGACCCAUCUUACUCUUGUUUCCUUCUCACCACGCAGGUUUGUAUCCCACACACACACACUCACACACAAAAGCAAUAUAAAUUUAUAUUUUAUCAAUGCCACUGGGUUCGUACAGGUCAUGGCAUUUAAGAAUUUCAUUUUGAAGGCCUGGAAAAUCUGACGGAAUUUAAUUGUCGGUCCUUAAAGGUCAUGGAAAAUUAAAGUUUUGUUUGGUAGAUUAAUUACUGCAGAUGACAAAGCAAGGUGCGAACGGCACGUAUUUUGGUGGUGUUGAACUGUUUAAGGUCAAAAAAUACGCUAAAACAAGUAAAGUGUUGGAAGUUUUCGAAAAUGACAGCUAAACUUAAGGUCAUGGAAAACUAGAAAGGUCAUAUUGGGGACAAGGGAGCAGGAAUAGGAAUUAAGGAGAGAGAAAAAGUAAGGGCGUUUCUUCUCCGGCUGUUUUGCCCAAUUCGUUGACUGUAAAUGCAACUUAUUUCUCGUCCUCGUUUCAUUUUAUAUCUGAUUUCCUUGUCCGUAAGUAAUAACACCAAGAGUGUUGUUGACUACGAGGCAAGAGUAAAACAGUAGCCAAAACAGAACCGGCAAAUAGCGAAUACGGGUAGACCAUUACCUUAAAUUCUCGAUUUUGUCUCUCCCGCACGCAAACCUCGGGUUAUGGAGACUAGCUUAUUUAUUUAUUUAUUUAUAUAUUUUUGUUUUCAGGUGGGAGGUGUAGGCAUCACACUGACGUCGGCUGAUCGCGUGGUGAUCUGUAAGUCCGAUUUUUCCGUAUCAUGACCAACAUUGCUAUCAACCAAUCAGUUUUCGAAGCAAGGGCAACAAAAGCACAGCCUCAGCACGCUCAAGAAAACGUGACACUCUCGUCAAAUUCGGGAAGUUACGAGCACUAGGGCAUGUUACGUUUCCUUUCAGCUGCUUUGUUGAUUGCAAGAAUACAGCUUGUUGUUCAGGUUUCUAAGAGCGUAAGGAGCAGUUUCAUAGCUUGAAGAGAAAUACGUACGGCGCUUAUGCCACUAUGAUCGUUGCAGUUAAGCUUGAGGUUUUUUCUCUGAGUGUUCGCUUAAGAAAUUCACCCUACCACCCGCAGUUGGUGAUUGUUCGUAACGCUUUUGGACGAAAAGUAGAACACUGAGUGUUUAUUUGGGACGGUGAUGAAAAAUCCUUAUUUCUUUACGCAGUUGAUCCCAGCUGGAAUCCGGCUACAGACGCACAAGCGGUGGAUAGGUGAGAUUCUAGGAAGUCGGGUAGAUAAAGGUGGAUUUCCACUGUCGCGUAAUUUUUACGUGCAUACCGGCGUAAAUGAAAUAGAGUCUAUGUAUGGAAGGUGGUGCAUAAACGUAACAGUUGGACCUCGGUCAACUUUUACAUAACGCGCGACCUUUUUUAUUUCGCCUCUACUUUACUGACGCACGUAAAUGUCACGCGCAUGCGCAGGUAGAAAUUACGCGACAGUGGUAAUCCACCUUAAGUCGCGUUCACACCACAUAAGCGAUCAGGUCUGGGUGUGCUGUAAGUGGUACAAACCGUAUAAAGCGCUGCAUACCACUUUUUCAAACGAUAUAUCUAGAUUAGUUCGUGUUUUCAAUGAAAAAAAAAACAGGAGCCUUUGUAUCAAAGGGUAUAUGUCAUCAUUUCCCAUCAUAAAUUUAUGACCAUUUGCCAAUGAAACACCCCUAUAUAAAAGAGGAAAGACGUGUCAACUUCCAAGGCCAUCGCAAUGAGUAAACACUUCUUCAACCCUAGCAACAGUAGUGAGCCCGUAGUAAUGAACUGUAACAUGCGAUGCUUGUCAUGUUAACCCUUUAAGCCCCAAUGGUGACCCACAUCCAAUUUCUCUCAACAAUAACAUUGCCUGAUCAACAGACAGGUCAUGAGAAUUAAUGAAAUGAUCACCAAAGAUGAAAUGUUGUGAUGUUAGAACAAAUUCUCUCAAGCAGUACCAUAAAGAAUAUAUGAAGAACAGUGUGGAGAAGAUGCAUGUUGAUGUUGGGGCUUAAAGGGUUAAAACACUUUCUACUUCGUCCAGCAAUUUCUGUCAUAGCUAACCACUCGAGCUGGUUUUUUAAACAGAGUAUACCGCAUCGGACAAAAGAAGACUGUGGUGAUUUACCGGCUCAUUACAUGCGGCACUUUGGAGGAGAAGAUCUACAGAAAGCAGAUUUUUAAAGACGCGCUCAUGAAGCAAACCACCGGUGUUUCCAAGAAUCCUUUCAGGUAAAGGUGAUGUUACACGAUACGAUUCGCAACGACGAUUUAAGCGCAACACAGCGUUGCAAUGUUGGAACAAUGUUGCAACGCUGUGUUGCGCUAAAAAUCGUCGUUGCGAAUCGUAUCGUGUAACAUCACCUUAACAUUACUGUACACACUUUAGGGUCAUAUUCACUAAUACUGGCCAGGUCCGCGAGCGCGCAAGAUAAAGCAAAUAUUGCGUUCUCAUUGGCCAUCCCGGCGAGCGAGCAAACCCGCUUUUUUUGCCACACAUGAAAUUAUCUUUUAACCAAUCUUGGGUGAUCAAGAUGACAGAAGGUUGCCUUCGUUGAUUUUGCCACGAAGCCAAUAUUCCGCCUUCUUGAACUCACUCGUGAGUGUAGAUUUAUGCGUGACACUUAACGAUAAGUAAGUUUAUGUUGUAAAUAAAAACGUCACUUAAUAGUAAGAGCUGUAUUGGCGUUUUAAUAGGUUGUAUACUGUGAAAGGUUUGAACUCAGGAGUCAUUUCCUAAGUAGGUAGGGUAUGAUGGUCCUGGUGAAUGUUGUCGUGAAUAGGACUGUUGUUGACAGUAAGUAACGUUUCGACAACCUGUGCGGUAGUCAUCUUCAGAGUCAAAAUGAGUUGUGUCACGGCAGGUGAUGGUAAUAAACUCUUGUUAUUGACCUGAUUGGUCAAUUAAGUCGCGAUGUUAUUGGUCGUCUGUCGGUUAAGCCGUGAUGUCAUGGGCUGUAAGGACUCGAAAUGUCAUUGGUGUGUUUCGAUCCGUCUAUUGUCACAGUUUAUACAUGUAUACUAUAUACUAAAUGUACUAAAAGCAGUUAUUCUAACGGUGUUUUUUUUGUGUGUAACUUUCAGGUAUUUUACAAAUCAGGAACUUCGAGACCUUUUUACGUUGGACGAUCCGUACACAUCUACAACGCAAAUGCAGCUGGAACAAAUGCAUGCGCAUCACAGGAAAACUGAUGCAGAGCUGGACAAGCAUAUUGAAUUCAUACACACGCUGAGUAAGUUCUAAUGUGACCGUCUGUCAGUGAUAACGCCAUGCCAACUCAGCUCAAUUAUAUCUUAUUAUAUGGCUGAACCCGCGAGCGGGCAAGAUAAAAAGAAUCUAGCGUUCUGAUUGGCUACCCGAGCAGGCAAGAUGAACAGAAUCCAGCAUUUUGAUUGGCUACCCGAGCUGGCAAGAUAAAAAGAAUCCUGCGCUCUGAUAAUAUCCAACCAUCUUGACCUCGCACUUGGUCAAUAACGCAUAUAUAACGCGCAACACGGGAGGCUUACAUUCUUUUUGUUGGUGAAGCGGGUAAAGCUGCGGUAAAACAGGCAACAAAAACGUACAACUUGUUCUGUUAGAUUGCUCCAAAGCGAGUCGAAUAGCGACGUUGCGUGUUUGAUUACCUACGAAUCUUGCAACAAAUCAGUUUGUUACAGGUUGCGGAAAAGGGUUGCAGAAAGUAGAGAGAAGUUCUAUUUUGUUGCAACGAAAUCAGUAUAUGUUGCGCGUUUUACCAGCCCAACGCAAACUUGUUUUGCAAUAAGUGACGUAAUUUACUUGUAUGGCUCGACUCCCGCUUAAUUUUACCCAAUUAGAAGUCAGUAUUCACGCAACUUGCAACAAGCUCAUUUGUUGCUGCUUGCAAAACAGGUUUGAACGUUGCUGGUAAAACGUGCAACAUCGCUUUUCAAGUCGUUUGGUAGCAAUGCUGCAAAACAUGUCGGACGUUUUUGUUGCCCGAUUUACCUAGCUUAAUAAGAAAUUUGUUACUGGAUAGGACGACAGUCAGUCACAGGGUUACCCCUUGUUUUUGGUUUGCAACCACGUGAUGAGGCGGCCAUGUUGGUUUUCCUUUUCGAAGAAUUUACAUAAAAAUGGAUUUUAUUUCCCAGAGAGAGAAAUGCUUUGUCCUUGACCACCAACAUGGCGCCCGUGACGUCCCCUGCAAACCAGCAAUAAGACCUAGAGCCUCAGUGUGAUUCCGCUAUUUAAGUUUGCGCGGGAGACUGGGUCUGUGUUGUUCUGAAUUGCACCAUAGGACUGUUUAAGGACACUAUCGCUUCUUUCAUUGGCUAAUCAGUACAAAGUUGCACAGGAAACUGGGUUUAAAUUCGUCUCUUAAAACAGUCCCAUAGUGCAAUUCAACGCAACAAGAACCCAGUCUCCCAAGCAAGCUUAAAAUGGCCUAUUAGAUAUGAGCAGAAACUCAUAAGGGGUUGAUUCGACCCCUUAUGAGUUUCUGAUAUGAGACUUAAAACUCUUUUUCCCUUUUUACUUGUAGAUAUAUUCGGCAUAAGUGACCACGACCUAAUGUACUCCCAGGAAGAAGUAGACACAACAGACGAGUUAAGCACUGGUGCCGAUGAUGAUGCUGUACAAGCCAGAGUAAGUGAAUGACUGUUGUCUUUUGAUCCAAUGCUGUAGAUACUAUGGCUGUGGGGGGAGGGGAAGGGUUACUGUAAGGAAUUACUUGUGGGGGUGUACUGCCUGGCUCUCCAAAUAUUGUCCCUAUUUCAGGCCAAAUCAUGCCAUGUUAUGUGAAUGGCCCCGGCCAGUUGCCUUAGAACGUAACGAGUGAAGUUGAAAUACUGAAAGAGUUUGACUGGCGUUUGAGGUUACGUCUUAAGUAUAUCUUAAGUUAAAUGUCCCACUUACAGACUCUUUUGUUGCUUAAAAAUUACGAUGUUAAUUUUGCUUACGUCGUGUGUGUGAACUAGGCCUUAACAAAUUUCCGCUUUUUUCUUAAAAAGCGAUGUUACACGGGACGAUUUAGCGUUGCAACAUUGUUACCACAUUGUUUCAACUUUGUUGCCCAAAACUCGUCUCGUGUAACAUCACCUUAGUAAUGAUAAGCUUCCACCUUCCCUCUUCCUGCCUUGUCGCAAUCUCCGUAGAUCAUAUUUUCCAGAUUCAAGAUUUCGAGCCGUUUAUCCAACCCCAGGAUAAUUUAUUUCAAUCACAUGUCCUCGACUUAUAACAAACAGUAGAGGGUAUCUCAAUCUGAUCACCCUUUUGGUUUGUUUUAUUUUAUUGCACAGGUUCUUCGUGCCCAGAAUUUAAUGGCAGCUGAAGCGAGGCUUUCAGGACAAAUCCGGUCUGGUAACUCACAUCCCGCUUCCGGUAUUCCCCCAGGGGACAUGGCUUUACCCCAGGGGUUGCGCCAUUCACCAUCUGCUAAUGAAGAUAAUAUGAGCGCAAGGCAGAAGAUUCAAGCAAAAAUCGACAGUGAAAGAUUCAUUGUUCCCAAACAACAAGACACCAAGCGAUUUCAACCAAGACAAGUGCUUAAGGUUAGAAUUGGGCAUUUUAUGAACUAAUACACGUAGACAUCGGCCAAAGCACGCUAUAUGGCCCUCCUCUCUUAGGAUCUUUAGGUUUUCAACAGCCCCAUCCUUCUCUUGUACGUUUUAUUAUCCAGCAGAGCUAACGUUUCAGCAGAGACACACUUCAGUUUGCGAAUCUGAAUUAUUUUCAGCUUUACGAUUAUAUACAGCAAAUGAAUGCAAAAUAUAUUGCUAUUUUUUUACAGCUAUGGCUCGUUAUACGUCUGUUCUACACCCUCCUUCCCCCAACCUCCUGCCCCCCAGAAAAAAAAAGUGUUAGUAGUUAACAGUACCUUCCUUUUUUACUAAGGAUCUAAUGGUUUAAUAAAGCCUUUUCACUCACGUGGCCAGCAUCUAUGCAAAUUUAUUGAACAAAAGAAAGCGUUUGCAUAAGAAGAGUUUAACUCCUUCAGGAUUUGUUUAGGAAACCAACAUGGCCAUUUCAUUGUUUUGGGACACCAAGAUGGCCGCCGUGACGUCAUGUGAAAACAAUCUAUACUCCGCUAUGAAAAUUCGUGUUUAUGUCUAUGGGAGGGGUACAAGCGGCACUGAAUUGGACUGUUUGAUUUACUCUUUAGACUACAGCGAAUCCUAUUGUUUCCAACCCCGCAGUGGUAGACUUGUGUUCACCAAGUCCUGUGAAAAACUCCACCCAUCCGUCCCCUGUGGAAAAUGACCAGGGCGUGGAUACAGACAAGGAGGAGGAACUAGAGAAGACGCCUUUGUUUGGACAAAAGCACAUUUCCUUGGACUUGUGCACUCCAGAUCGUAAGCAGUUCUCCCCUCACAAGUCCCCUGUGGAAGAUAAUCACCUACCAUCACUCACAGAUAUCAUAGCACGAGAACAGACACCUCAGAGGGGAGAUGUUGUGCGAGGUCCUUCACACCAGUCUCCCAAUGACAUAAGCCAUUUGUUACUUAAAGAUCUUUUAGAUCCAGAGGAACAGACCCAGGGGGAGGGUCUGGAGGAGGAGUUUAAUUCCCUUCGUAUUGAAAACGACAGCAUGACCUCGAUGAAGGACAAUUCGUCGAGGAGUGAAAGUUAUCUUUCUGACACUUCACUCGGAAAACAAACGUGAGUGAUAAGCAUUUUGUUUCUGUUGGGAAGGGUUAUAGUCUGUCAACUUCCGUUCUUGCAGACAUCCCCAGGUUGUUUUUUUAGAAAGCAGCUUAAGACUAAGUGCGAGGGAAUUUUCUGAAACUGUUUUCUUUGUUAUAAAGGAAUUCCCCGGGCUUUAUUUGUUUCCCAUACUCGUUAACCCGCUGCCAGUUGUACAGUUAGCCUUGAUUAACGAAUGUAAACUGUAAACGGAACGCAGCGUAUUUACAUAUAUGUUUGUACACUUUUAGAGUUUCCAACACUGCAAUCACUGUUAUAACUUCCCCAGAACUAAAAUUGCUGGCGACCUUGCUACGAUUCUUUUUUUCAGGAAGUGAAUGACUCACUAUUGGAACAAGCUGUCUUUUAUUUUUCGUGCUCUUUUUCUUUCUUUUCCAGACUUGAAGAGUCUAGUCAGUUGUCAGAUGAUAGUACUUCAAAUGCUCAGCCCGAAGCAGAUCUAUGUCCCACAGGCGAACAUGUUUCUGAGAACAUCAAGAUACAGAGGUGCGCUUGUCUAGUCAGCAGUAAAGAGCAAGAAACAUAUGACGCCUACAUUAACGAUGGAAGGUUUGUUUCAUUGACAUUUUCCUUCAAAUGUACGUGAGAUAUAUAAUAGAGAUUUAGAAUCGCGUUUACGACAAACGUUAAACAUUGGAUUAAACAAACUAAUUUCUCAAAAGUAACUUUUAUGGAUGAACCUGACAUGAAACUAUCAUUUUUGUGUACAUUUAUAGACUACGAGUAGUCCCCAUUUUUCCUCAGGGAUAGUAGAGCGAGGGAAACGCGAGCGCGCGUGAAAAUCACUCCACGCGAGAAAGGCGAGACGGGUGAUUUUCACGCGCGCUCGCGUUUCGCUCGCUCUAUUAUCUCUGAGGAAAAAUGGGGACUACUCGUAAUCCAGUACAUUUAAGGAACGGUGAGCUAUAAAUUAAGGGAAAACUUGGUGACUUGAUACAAUUUGAUAAUUGCCUUUCCCCGUAAAUGUCUGUGUUCGCGGUCUGUGUGGCUUGUAUUGAGGAGAGGCAUCUUGUCUUUUAUUUAGAAAGUGGUCCUAUAACCAGUCAGAUGGUUAUAGUUUGCCCGCAAAUGUAUUACUUUAUUUUAUAUAAGAAACUUAAGGGGGAGCGUGUGCUUGAGUGAAGAGUGUGACAACUUUGCAUAUCCCCUCCUUCCCCCACUUCUUGCUUUCUUUUACUCAUAAAAUACUCUGGUCAUGACACAUUUUAUUUUGCAGCGGACUUGAGCAUGAAGGAAAGAAGAAGGAAGCCCUUUCACACUAUUUGAAUGCCUUGGAGUUACAAAACAGCGAUCUAAAGUUGCACUUGAAGGUUUUGGAGCUUGCGCAAGGGUUCAGUAAUACGAAUCACUAAACUCCACGAAAUUCUUUUUCUCUCUUAGUUGAUAUUAUAUUAAUUAAUGUAUCAAUGAAUAAUAGCAAAUGAUUAAUAAGUAAAAGGCUCUGUGAGCUCUACGAUAGAGUUCAGAUUCAGAGAAACUACGCACUCACCUCUCCCCUAAUCCAACAGUUUGUCUUAAGUGACAAGUUAGUGUUUAUGUUGGAUUUGGGGGAGGGGUAGGUGGAUAACUUCGAAGAAUCUAAUACUGAUUCAAUUUUUUCCCUUAGUUUACAUCAUUUAUAUAAAUCAAAUAUUGAUACAUAAUGACAAAUGGUUACAAAGAGGAUAUUUUCACGCAGGGUGCAGCCUAUGUUUCGGUUAUGUUGACAGUUUUCCUUCCAGUUUACCGGGAUCCAAGACCUCAACCGUGUUCUCAAGUGAAUGGUCGUCAAGCACAACGGUUUCCUUGGUAACGAGGCGUGACUACGUCAAUCAUCGGUC